AUUGGUGGUGGUUCUAUUCUAUAGGCUGAGGACGCGGGUUCAGGCGAGGUGAGGAGACAAACCAAGUUGAACCUAUACUGGGUGAAGAAACAAAUAUGAGUAGCGGCAGUGUUCGCUGAGCAGAAACAAGCGCGAAGCGAACUGGGAGAGACGCGCCCUAUCAUCCAAUCUAUUGAGCAUAUACAGUCUUUCGAAUAACACUUUGGAGGAGAUUCACAUGAAGAAGAGGAACUUCAUCGGGCUAUUUCACUAACAGAUGGUGGCAUUGCAACGUGAAUCACAGCCACUCGGAGCCAGCCUCAUUAUCAAAACAACCAGAGAGUGUAUUUCUAAAGUGAGCUAUUAAACGAAACUCAAGCACACAAUCUAUGAGUUUGGCAAUUACCCGAUCACGCCAGGGCUAUCCAAGCAUGAAAUACCAUACUAGACCCACCAGUAGCGUCCUCCAGGAUUUGUCUGGUGGUCCCUCCCAUCUGUUGGGACUGGAAGGCCUGGACCCGAGGCCUCUGAGCGAGGCAAUGUCCUUCACUGACGAGGCGGUCUCCAUCCUGACCUCCAGCAGCCAGCUAGCCCGUUCCCUCCUGGGCUGCACCUCUGCCCUGAAGCGGAAAGAAAGCCUAGCCGCCACCGCUAACCAUACUAACGCUAAUGCUAUCUCUAACAAUGACGGUGAGGAUGACUUUGACGAUAGCAACAGUGCUCUGCGCCGCAAACGCGAGUUCACUCCCGACGAGAAGAAGGACGACGGCUACUGGGAUAAGAGGAAGAAGAACAACGAGGCGGCGAAACGGUCGCGUGAGAAACGACGUGCCAAUGACAUGGUCCUGGAGACGAGGGUUCUGGGGUUGUUGGAGGAGAACGCCCGACUAAGGGCCGAACUCCUGGCCUUCAAGUUCCGCUUUGGCCUAGUCAAGGACACCUCUGACAUAGCCAUAAUGCCGCUGUCCGUGCCUCCACCCAAACAUUUUGAACCGAGGUACUACCUACCCCACGAUGAUGGUUCCUACCCCCAUAACACCCCCGCCACCACCUCCCACCACCAUCCCCACCACUCAUACGAGGUGAGGGGAACUGGGCUGCCAGCAGGGCGUGACGUGGGCAGUAGUAUAUCCGAGGACUCUGGUUUCUCCCCUGGAAGCUCCAACGUCGGCAGCCCCGUGUUCUUUGACGAUGGACUAGGGGACCACAGCCGAACAUCCCCCAGAACGGCAGAGGAACAGGGGCGUAAUGAGCCUCACGUCUCCCUGGAGGCAGAAGGACAGUAUCACGGCAGGCAGGACUCUAGCCUACCACACAAACUCCGCUUCAAAACCCCCGGUGGAGGUAGCGAAGGUGGGGAGAUACCAGCAAGGUCCCCUAAUAGUAAACGCCCUUUCCCCGUAGCUACAGUCGGACCAAACACCCAGAGGAGCCAGGCUGGAUGGUACAGUCAUAGGGGAGAGGGCCAGGCUGCGUGGCCCAGUGAGGAGGCCCGUGCUGGGCAUGAUCAGCAGCACCACUACUCCCCCUCUGGAGGGUCUGCACACAGCCCCACCACUACCACAGACUCCCAGUAUGUGGCGGAGAAUGGCACCCUCAAAUCCCAGCUCAGCUCUCUAUCGCAGGAGGUGGCCCAGCUCAAGAAGCUGUUCUCUCAGCAGCUGCUCUCCAAACUGGUCUGAGCUCGGGGAUUCGAUCUUGCAACCUUUCGGUGACUGGCCCAACGCUCUAACCACUAAGCUACCUGCCGCUCCAUUGAUCUCCAGCAAACAGCUACAUCAAGUGUGAAGAAGCUGAGCAAACCACAUGACAACCUAAAAACUACUUCAAUAACACAUUCUCCAGAUACGACGAUACAGUGGCCUUCACCACUAUAAAAGCACACCAGCACAGGAAAUACCAGUUACAAUAGCAAUCAGCAGUCGAAAGCAAUACUUCAGGAUACUCUGUUUGAUUCACAGUACUAUAAAACAGCAUUUAUGGUUAACUUAUACGAUACACAUUUUUUGUAUUUAUAUUUUUAGUCAUUUAGCAGACACUCUUAUCCAGGGCGACUUACAGUAUGUGAGUGCAUACAUUUUCAUACUUGUUCGUAUGAUAUCUGAAAUACAAUAAUUUUUUUUGUACACUGAUCUGGCCUGUUUCUUUGCUAAAGUUUCACAUUCUUUCUUUAGAGACUUUUAUUGAACAGGUCUGAACACACUGGAUUACACUGCUAAACCUGAGUACAUGCAGCGGUCAUAGAUGGAUCAUUUAUGAACCCAUUCCGUUUGUAUUAUUGCGUUACAUGUCUGAUUACCCUGCUGCUGUAGGACAUGGUAUCCCUCACUUCUGUUUCUACACAGUUUGUCUUAAACGGUUUGUCUCAUAAAAUAUGAUAAUAACAGAUUCUAUGUACAUAUUUUUUCAUUUCAACUGUAAGUAAUAUGAUAUACUGUACAUGUACGUAAAUAAAUAAACAGUUUUUCCUAA
Molecule: messenger RNA, 2451 nt
Organism: Oncorhynchus masou masou (cherry salmon)
Lineage: Eukaryota; Metazoa; Chordata; Actinopteri; Salmoniformes; Salmonidae
Gene: nfil3-3
Product: nuclear factor, interleukin 3 regulated, member 3
Exons: 3
Coding region: 369-1661 (430 amino acids)
Biological process (GO): circadian rhythm; regulation of DNA-templated transcription
Cellular component (GO): nucleus
Molecular function (GO): DNA-binding transcription factor activity; DNA binding
Source: RefSeq, a predicted model, not a curated record